AUGGGUUACUGGGACGAAAUGUUUCCCGAUGUUUUAGAGAGAUUUCGAGACACUCCUCCUACGAAGAUAAAAAAUGACGAGUUUCAGAUCAGAAAUGACACAUGCUGGCAUGACAUAUAUCUCAAGCUUGAAAAGGCUCGAUCCGAGUACCUGAAUCAAAGUGGCCAGCUCGGGCAAGCGUGUCGUUGGGGGGCCGACCACGCAAAGACUGCUAAUGCUAUUACCAGGAUGGCUCAGGACGCUGCGCUAAGCAACCCUUAUUCAACGCCAAUCCUUGGGGGCAUUCGACUCAUAUUAAGUGCCAUGCAGAUAUCGGCCGACGCUCGCACUCAAGUGCUCGAUGCCUUCAAAGAUCUUCCAGGGAUUUUCUCCGAAAUUGAGUCAUUGCUAUCAUCAUUCCCAGAGAGCGAUACUGUGAGGAAUGCCGCUAUUGAUUUCGCAUUGGCUCUUCUUUGUGCUGCUGAAAACACGAUUGCGUUUUUUUGUACUUCAAGAGGAAAGAGAAUGGUCAAAAGUGUGUUUGAAGGCCCCAAUUACAUCAAAGGGUGGAAAGAAUCGAUCAAGUCUAUUGAGGACAAAAUUGCCGUUCUUCGAGCACAAAGCAACGCCGCGAACUUUGCGGCCUCUCAGCAACAAGCCAAAGAAAGAGAGACACAGAUCAUCGCUGAAUUGACACGAGAGAGAGAAAAGAAUGUGUACCUUCAUGCUGAGAUUGCAAUACUAUGCUCCAGAUUGCCAAGAUCGAAUAGUCUCAUUCUGAUGCAGCGGAAAGAUGAGAUACAUAGGCCACGCCUCAAUAACAAGGAAGUACAAGAUCUACUCCAAGCUGAACACAAGGACGCCGAUCUGCGGUUCAUCACCAAGCGAAAGGCUCAUCUUACAACCGAAGAACUAUCGCGCGCUGAACAACUCAUCAAUGAUAGGAAGUAUCGCGCCUGGUUCAUGUCGCUCCAAUCAGAAAAACUCCUUAUUCUAUGGAAUCAACGCCAGCCAAGGACCUAUGCAGGCAUCUCCCCCAUAUCGGCACUCUGCGCGUCGCUGGACCCUAUACUCAAUUCUGACAGCCGAUUCAUCUGUAUCACAUGGUUCUGUGGCCUCCAUUCCAAACAUGGAAACGAUGAAGCUCGGGCUAUGCUUGCUGACUUGAUCGUUCAAUUAUGCCAACGACAUCACUUCGACUUCGGGAGAGAGUAUGACGACACCGACAAGAGUCUUGUAAGAAGUCGCGAUACAGGAGAGCUGUACCACCUUUUUUACCGGCUUAUGCGCUCACUGCCCAAGAAAAUCACUGUCAUAAUCCUAGUUGAUGAGGCAUACGUCUACGAGCGUGAUGGAUUCCAAGACGGCAUUAACAUAUUCAACGAAUUGAUCCAACUGGUAACUGAUGCGACGAUCCAAUGUGUCAUCAAAUUACUCUUUACGAGCACCAAAAGGGUUUCUUCUCUAAACGAGAGGUUUAAACAAAGUGGCCUGACUCUGGGUGUCGAGACAAUAAGGCGUCAAAGAGGGGACCCAUCUCAAGGACGCAUGGAGAGUCAGAUGAGACAGUAUUUUGAUCAAAUGGGGGCUCAAGAGACUUCUCGGGAAAGUAAACAAGAAUGUUGCGAGAAGGAUGACCUUUAA
Molecule: messenger RNA, 1623 nt
Organism: Trichoderma breve
Lineage: Eukaryota; Fungi; Ascomycota; Sordariomycetes; Hypocreales; Hypocreaceae
Exons: 5
Coding region: 1-1623 (540 amino acids)
Source: RefSeq, a predicted model, not a curated record